Molecule: messenger RNA, 804 nt
Organism: Trichoplax adhaerens
Lineage: Eukaryota; Metazoa; Placozoa; Uniplacotomia; Trichoplacea; Trichoplacidae
Exons: 2
Coding region: 1-804 (267 amino acids)
Source: RefSeq, a predicted model, not a curated record
AUGGCUAGGCAAUUCGAAAAACUGAUUUUACUUUUGGUGAUAAUAACAAUCCCUUCAUGCCUGUCAUUGAGCCUGAUAGAGGGUCAUUAUCAUACAUGGUGGGCUGUAGUGCAGUUACCACGUCAAGAUGUGCAAGAUAUGUUGCCGAAGAAUAUGCCAAAUCGGAAUUUCACACUGCAAAAACCCAAACUGAAGGGAUUGAAAGAUGCGAUGCAUCCUGUUGUAUUCGAGUUGGGCACGGAAAUUCACACAGGCCCUAUCUUUCCUGGGUUUCUCCAAAAAACAUUUACUGAAUUCAAAUUCGAAAUUCCAUGGGUAAAUCAAGCUGGAAAAUCGACUCCCACUGUAUACAAGUACGUUAUCUAUACAAACAGCUCCUUUGAAUCGUUUUCUACCAGAGAAUUUUACAACUUAAAUUCCGCUGCUAUCAGAAUGAACAUGAGUGCCAAUAGCUACUUUAUGCAAUACAAAGAUACUUCAUCCAAGCUACGUGCCGAAUUCCAAAAUCAGACUGCGAAGUUCAGCCCAGCUAGUAGCUAUAAAUAUUUUAGCGUUUAUCAACAAGUAAUGUCGCAAGAAUGGUUUGGCGAUGCCGACCCAAAGACUUAUACUUGUGCUAAUCACCACUACGAUUUUAGUACGACUAAAGUACGACCAGCAAAAAUGCAGUUAAUGGUUUCUAAUGGCCUUUUGCCUCCCAAAUUUCCUACCAAUAAAUUGAUUGCUACUCCAGGACUGAAUCAGCCUCUUGGAACUGCUGAAGUUUUCACCACUUUCAAAUUGACACUGCCUCAUAGCUGUUAA